Molecule: messenger RNA, 508 nt
Organism: Gastrolobium bilobum
Lineage: Eukaryota; Viridiplantae; Streptophyta; Magnoliopsida; Fabales; Fabaceae
Exons: 1
Coding region: 86-451 (121 amino acids)
Source: RefSeq, a predicted model, not a curated record
CCCACCAACCAUUUUCCUUUCACAUCUACACAUUGCUAAUUCUAUCUCAAUCAAAAUCUUGUCUUUCACACAACAGGAUCCAGCCAUGUUUAGAUCCACAAGCACUCGGAGAGGCCCUGCAAAGUAUGAGAAAUUAGAUAAAGAAUCAGCUGCCAAUGGGAAUUCAAAUGAAGAGUUCAAGAGGAGCACAAGUUUUCCUUCUCAGUCAUCCAGUUCAUCAAAAAAAAUGGCUCUGGGUUCAACCUUUGGAGACAUCAAUCUACAGAGAAACCCCACAAAGAAGGCCGAUAAUAAUCCUAAGGAGAAGAGUCACCCACUCUUUAGCUUCUUCGAUCUUCGCAGGAAGAAGAAAACAACAGCUAAGCCUGAAUUCGCUAGGUAUCUUGAGUACUUGAAGGAAGGAGGCAUGUGGGAUUCGAAUUCCAAUGAACCUGUAAUCUAUUAUAAGUGAUAGUUUGCUUAGGUUUCUGAGUUCAAAUGUUGGUACUUCCUGUAAGAACUAGAGUUU